Molecule: messenger RNA, 2221 nt
Organism: Eupeodes corollae
Lineage: Eukaryota; Metazoa; Arthropoda; Insecta; Diptera; Syrphidae
Gene: nab
Product: NGFI-A-binding protein homolog
Exons: 6
Coding region: 130-1764 (544 amino acids)
Biological process (GO): negative regulation of DNA-templated transcription
Cellular component (GO): nucleus
Molecular function (GO): transcription coregulator activity; transcription factor binding
Source: RefSeq, a predicted model, not a curated record
UUUCAGAGUAGGAACAAAUAUUUUAGUGGAAUUUUUUUUUGUUGAAGUAGUGCAUGUGUUUAGAUAUUUUUAGUUUAGAUUAGGUUUAUUUAGAAAAAUUGUUUAUACAUUAAAAAAAAGAAACGAAAUAUGGAACAACCAUCUGGAAGUACACAUUCGACAGUUGCAACUACAGUGACAAGUGCGGCGCCAACAGUUGUUAGUAGUGUUCUUAUACCGGCAAAUCCUCAAGAAGAUGCAAAUAUUUCAGUAACCAGCGCAGCAUUGUCCGAAGGACAGAGAUCGCUAUCUGGAGCACCAUCAGCCUCAUCAAGUCCUAUAUUAAGUCCACCGGGAAAGAUAUUUGGACGCAAUGCAAAUGGAACAAUGGUUGCAACAUCCCGACCUAGCAAUGAAGCCGAAGUGCAAUUAUAUAGGGUAUUGCAAAGGGCAAGCUUAUUGGCAUACUAUGACACUCUACUCGAAAUGGGUGGUGAUGAUGUUCAACAAUUGUACGAGGCUGGUGAAGAAGAAUUUUUAGAAAUUAUGGCUUUGGUUGGAAUGGCCUCGAAACCACUGCAUGUAAGGAGGUUGCAGAAGGUUCUACAUGAAUGGGCCAAUAAUCAAGCCUUGUUUCAAUCGACACUGCCUUCUGUUGGAUUUGCCGAAGCCCCACUUCCUACCUACAUUCCAGAGCCAUCCACAUCUCGUCCUAAAUUCACAAUAUCUCCCGGAUUUAAUCCCACACCACUUAUGAGCACAGUACCAACGUCGUCACAAAUCGUCCCCAAUAUCACACCCACUCCUGUAGUAUCCCUAGUAGGUAAUAUCACACCAACCCACACAGGCCUUUCGUCACAAGUUACAUCUAGUUCGCCUCAGCUAACGCCAAUUCUGACAAGUUCACAAGUUGAACGAAUUGCCUUGGUAGCCGCUGAGAUAAUCACUAGAGAAUUACCCCGGGGUGAACCCCGAGGUGAACCCAGAGCGCAAACCUCAAAGAAACGUACCUCUCGAGAGUUAGAACAAGUGAUCGCAAUGAGUGAGAAUGAUCCUCGUCGAAUGGAAGAGAUUCGUAAGUAUUCGGCGAUAUAUGGGCGUUUUGAUUGUAAACGUCGUCCUGAGAAGCCUUUGACAUUGCAUGAAGUCUGUGUCAAUGAGGCGGCAGCUCAGUUGUGUAAACUUAUUCCUGUCCUACUAACUCGUCGCGAUCAACUAUUUCCUCUGGCAAGAUCGGUAGUCAAAGAGGCUGGCUUUGGUCAUUCGGCCAAUAUUGCUAGGUGUGCUUUGGGUCAGCCAGUUCAGAGGACAGACGAAAGCAGUCAGUCAGAAUCUAGUGUUAAAAGAAUGAGACUGUCGUCGACAGACAACAUUACGAAUCCUGAAUUCAAGGAUUCAUUGGAAGAUUCUAGAUACAAUUUAUUUACAAUGUAUCAGAAAUUUGCGAAACCACCAUUUGAUCUUUCUGAUAUAGCGAAAUUUUCACUAACAAAAUCUGAUUUUGAAGACAACGAGAAUGAAGAUUCAAGAUAUUCGUUUAGUAAUUCGAGUACUCCACCCUUGCCGAUGAACGACAGAGAGUUCUUCGAUAGUGGCCGUGAUGACACAAUAAAAUCUCCUCACAAAUCCACUGAUUCUAUAGCCACAUCUCCAUUGGGAGUUCAAGUUAUAGCAGCAUCAGGAGGCCAUAUAAUUGCCGUAGCAAAUCCAGCUCUUGCCAUGAGCCCGGCCUUGAACGAGGCCAUGAAUAAUAUAAAACGAGAAGCAGACUCCCCAGAAAUAUGAUUAGAAUAAUAAUUUGAUUAGACCCAAUGCCCAACAGCCUUAAGUGACUUAUAUAGAAAAUGUACAUAUAAAAAAUAUAUUAGUUUAUACAACUAAAAAAAUUCAAGUGAAGACCUGGAUAGAAGUCAUGGCUUACAGAACAUCUAAAACCACACACAGUGCAAUAGUUUUAUAUAAAGCAAAAGCAAGCAAAACAAUAAACAAACUAUAAAUGACUAUAAGACAAGAUGAACAUUGACUGAAAAUGAGAAAAGUGUUUUAAACAUUAUUUUUUCUUAAAGUAAGUAAAUUAUAUGUUUUAUGUUUCAUUGAUUUUGUUACAAUUUUAAAAUAUUUAAAAAUAAUAAAAUGGGCAACAAACAACAAUAAAGUGCCUCUAGAACAUAAUAUUAAGUCAAAAAAGAAACAAAAAUAACAGUUUUUCUAUGAAAACUAUAAAUAGACUGUGAUGAAUAUA